This is a messenger RNA of Sparassis crispa, 999 nucleotides long. RefSeq names its product AB hydrolase superfamily protein. The coding region runs from base 1 to 999 and encodes 332 amino acids. Gene Ontology annotation, molecular function: hydrolase activity. The transcript is spliced from 6 exons. NCBI's taxonomy places the organism in Eukaryota, Fungi, Basidiomycota, Agaricomycetes, Polyporales, Sparassidaceae. The record is from RefSeq and is a predicted model, not a curated record.
AUGGCUGCUGAACCCGAGCGCAAGGUCUGGCAACCUAUCCAUCCCGACUUCCUCGACAAGCUGCUUCCUGAGUAUGUCGCGUACCACAACGAGCACAUUCGCUAUACCCCCGCCGCUCAGCAGGUGCCCUGGGAUCCGAGCGUUCGCGUCAAACUCCAAGCUGGGGGAGCUUCUGAGCCUCUGCAAGUCGGUCCCGGGCGCGAUGUCUCGCUGAGCAAGUGCGCAAUGCGCGUUUGGACUCCGGAGGGUGCACCACCCGCAGAUGGCUGGCCCGUGUUGUUAUUUUUCCAUGGAGGUGGCUGGACACUUGGGACUAUCUCCACCGGAACGUCGUUUUGUACGAGCAUGUGCAAGCGCGCGAACUGCCUUGUAUUCUCGGUUGAUUACCGUCUUGCGCCAGAGAACCCUUAUCCCGCUGCCGUGGAGGACGCUGUAGAGGCACUAGAAUGGGUUCACACCCACGGUAAAGCCGAGUUCGGCGCGAACGUCCUCAAGAUCGCCGUCGGUGGCGGCUCUAGCGGUGGGAAUCUCGCCGCAGUGCUCACGCACAAAGCGGCAUUGGUGAAUCCUCCGAUUCCUCUCUGCUUCCAGCUGCUCCUUGUCCCCGUCGUCGACAACACCGCGUCGGAGUCCGGUGAGCCUUACCCCUCCUGGCGUGAAAACGCGCAGACCCCAUGGCUCUCCGUCACCCGCAUGAUGUGGUUCCGCAAGCUCUACCUUCCGAACGAGGCCGACUGGGCCUCGUGGGACAACUCCCCGAUCUACGCAUCCGAAGCGCUUUUCGCAAAAGCGCCCCCGGCGUGGGUUGCCGUGAUGGAGCUGGACAUCUUGCGCGAUGAGGGAAUCGCGUACGGCGAGAAGCUGAAGAAGGCGGGUGUUCCUGUUGAGGUGAAGAUGUACAAGCGUGUUCCACAUCAGGUCAUGUCCAUGGACGUUGUGCAUUGUAUCAAGGUUGUAAGUGUAUUGAACCGAGGAACGGGUCACAUAAAGUUGCCUUGA